This is a messenger RNA of Diabrotica virgifera virgifera (western corn rootworm), 844 nucleotides long. Its product is annotated as transcription factor 15-like. Gene Ontology annotation, biological process: regulation of transcription by RNA polymerase II; developmental process. The transcript has 4 exons. The record is from RefSeq and is a predicted model, not a curated record. Lineage: Eukaryota; Metazoa; Arthropoda; Insecta; Coleoptera; Chrysomelidae. Bases 163 to 690 code for a protein of 175 amino acids. Gene Ontology annotation, molecular function: DNA-binding transcription factor activity, RNA polymerase II-specific; RNA polymerase II transcription regulatory region sequence-specific DNA binding; protein dimerization activity.
UCACACACAUCCCGAAUUAUUUCCAAGUUAGUAGUUAGUCGGUUCAGAAGCAGGGCAAAAUACAGAAUCGUCGGUUGUUUAGUCUCUCGGGCCAAUUAAGUCAAUUAGUCGGCAUCAAUUAACUAAUUAAGAUCGGCCGUCCACGUCCAGCGGGGUGACAGCAUGGAAUUUUUGCAUUUUUCGGGACAAAUGAGCGAACAGAAGUUCAACGGAAGUGCGAACGGGGACAAAAAAAGAAAAUCUUAUACUUUUGAAACAGAGUAUGGGAUUCCCGUGCGACAGAGGAGCCAGGCGAAUGCUAGAGAGAGGGAUAGGACACACAGUGUGAACAUAGCUUUUUCAACAUUACGAACUCUGAUACCAACAGAACCAAAGGAUAGAAAAUUAAGUAAAAUCGAAACUCUUCGACUGGCAUCUAGUUAUAUUUCACAUUUAGGCACACAACUAAUGGCAGGGCCAAUAGAUCAACCUUGUUUACGAUUUCUAAAAGAAGAUAGCAGUAAUACUUUAAACAGACAUCAAGUGUGUACAUUUUGUAUAGCGCACAAAAAAUCAAAUAGGGCUGUUCGUACAGAAGAAUUUGAAUGUGCUAAUUUCGAAGGGCAGUAUUUCCUAACGCCCGUUACUUCUCCCACUGGCCGAACAACUGUAAUAAAUGCAGAAGAAUUAACAACUAUUUAUUAUUCAUAAUUCGAUUUAAAUAUUGUACAUAUAUGAAGACAAUGGCAUUUUCCAAAGAUUUUUUUAUACUUAAUAGCAAGAAGUAUUUUGCGACCUGCAAUAACUUUGAUAAGAAAAUGUAGAUAUUUAAGUAGGUACACCUAAUAAAUUAUUUUUUUUUUCU